Messenger RNA from Rhodotorula toruloides NP11, 987 nucleotides. Its product is annotated as craniofacial development protein 1. NCBI's taxonomy places the organism in Eukaryota, Fungi, Basidiomycota, Microbotryomycetes, Sporidiobolales, Sporidiobolaceae. The record is from RefSeq and is a predicted model, not a curated record. Bases 1 to 987 code for a protein of 328 amino acids. The transcript has 4 exons.
AUGGCGCCGCCACGCUCUACAGCUGCUCAGAAGCUCAAGAAGCAGCAGGAGGACGCGGACUUGCUCCCGUCAGACGAGGAGGACUCGGACUUUCGCCUCACGGAUGGCGCAGACGAUGGCGGCUCUGGCUCGGACAGUGACAGCGACGACGAGGGUGCGAAGCGGGGCAGGAAACGGACGAAGCAGGAGCAGGGCCAGCCCGAACAGAAUCAGCCUGUGAUCGAUAAGGUAGCCGUUGACGACCUUUGGGCCCAGUUCAACGACCCGUCCUACGUGGACCCCUACGCUGCGCCCGCCGCCUCGACUUCUUCCGCCCCUCCUCCCUCUGCUACCGCUGCGUCUAAAGCUUCUCCGGCUGUGUCGAAGGCGGCGAACGGCAAAGGAAAGGGCAAGCAAGAGGAAGAACUCGUCAAGAUCGUCGUCGAGUACGAGUUUGCAGGAGAAAAGGUCGCCCAGGAGAAGAUGGUCCCUCGCUCGUCUGCCGAAGCGCAGGCCUACUUCGCACGCAAUCCUUCCGCCUCCUCCUCGACCUCUACCUCGCAGCCCUCUGCAUCCGCCUCGGCUCCUUCAGAUCCGACGUCCUCUUCCCUCGACGCUCUCUUCGGACCCGACACGUCUACCUCCGCCACGCCUGACGCCCCUUCUGCCUCGGCAUCUCCAGCACCCCCAGCUCCGUCGAAAACUACGCCUCCCACAGGCGGCGCGCCGAAACGAAAGAAGGCGGGUGGACUCGCAGGCGUUGCGGCGUCGCUUGGAGUGGGGAAACCGGCCAAGCUGAACACGCUCGAGAAGAGCAAGCUGGAUUGGAACUCCUUCGUCUCCACCCAAACCGGCCUCGAAGACACGCUCGCGCACGCCCGCAAGGACGGCUACCUCGAGAAGCGCGACUUCCUCGACCGCGUUGAUGCCAGGAAGGAGGAAGGCUGGGAGAAGGCGAGGGGUGAGGCCCGGAGGAGGGGAGGAGGCGCAGGCGGAAGCGGGCUUUGA